This is a messenger RNA of Ascochyta rabiei, 216 nucleotides long. RefSeq lists its product as uncharacterized. The record is from RefSeq and is a predicted model, not a curated record. NCBI's taxonomy places the organism in Eukaryota, Fungi, Ascomycota, Dothideomycetes, Pleosporales, Didymellaceae. Bases 1 to 216 code for a protein of 71 amino acids. The transcript has a single exon.
AUGUCCGCACCCCAGCAAGGCCGUCAGUCCCCUGAGCCUGAGAGCCAGUCCGAUGCGCAGAAGGGCCAGCAGGCGCAGCCCAACCAGCAGGGCGGCGAGACCCAGACCAAGGAGAAGUCCGACGACCACAAGUCCGGUCUUCCCUCCAACCCCACCCACAUCCUCGAGAAGCACUCCGAGGAGACGACCAGCAAGACAACCACUCCCCCGAACUAA